Messenger RNA from Psylliodes chrysocephalus, 1679 nucleotides. The record is from the annotation of a GenBank genome assembly. NCBI's taxonomy places the organism in Eukaryota, Metazoa, Arthropoda, Insecta, Coleoptera, Chrysomelidae.
CAGGUCUUGAAUGGUGCCGCCACAGAGUGCCCGCUAGCUUGAUAUAGCCCGAAUCAAAGGCCAAUUCUCACGAUUUUUAAAUUCUGCCAAAGAAAUCGUCACUUUUAAUAAAAAUCUGAAACUUCAAAACCAUUCAACAUUCAAUUAAAUAUAAUUAAAUUAAGUCACUAUAUAUCAACUCCGUCCCUGCUUCUGUUUAUCAUAUUCAUGGUCAUGCAGAUAUUUUCAUGCGAUCAAGUUGUUGACACUGCUGAUUAAUUUUGGGAAUCCCACAGAGCUAAUUUAUUCUCGUGUGCGUGUGUUCUGGGUACUUCCCAUAAUUUUUAUAUUACUUUAGCCGCAUUUUUAGCAAAAGCAAAUCGCGAAUCGCGUUCGUAAUUGUUUUAGUCGAGGACGGUGAUGUUUUAGUAUUUUAUUCCGACUGAAAUUAAAUCGCUGUGCUAUUUUCUUAAUUAUUUCGCUCAUUUUCGUAUUUGCCCAGUAAAUAUAAUGUCUAAUACCUCUGAUAGUGAUAGUGAUGUGCAGAAAAGAGAGGAUGUUCGCACACCUACGAAAAAAAUGAAAAGUGCGGAAUAUAAACAGAAAUAUAAAAGAGAGUGGGAGAAUGAGUGGAAGUGGGUCCAGCCAAGUAAGAAGGGUCCAGUUUAUGCCUGGUAAGAUUUUUACCUGAUUUUGUAAGUUUAAAAUAAUGUAUCUAUUAUUAUAGGUGUAAAUACUGCAGCUGCGAUAUACUGAUUGCGAGAGGAAAGGGAGAAUUAAAAAAACAUAGCACUACCGGGAAGCACUUGAAAUAUCAUCUGCUAAAUCGCAACCAUCUAUAUCGUCAAUAUUUGGAAAACAAACAAAAAAUCUCGAAGAAAAGGGAUGGGAAGGCGUUAUGCGACUUGCUGGAUUUAUAGCAGAACACAACUUGCCUAUACGAUUAAUGGAACAUAUUCCAAACAUAGUGAAACGUAUUUGCCCGGAUUCUGAAAUUGCCCAGGCUAUUAAAUGCAGCCGUACAAAAAUUACUAGCGUAAUAAAAAAUGUCACCGGCGAUGAAGGUAAACUGCAACUGAUAAACAUACUGCGAACAAAUAAAUGUAGUUUAAUAGCAGAUGAAUCCACAAAUAGGUCCUGUUCAAAGCAUUUGUGCCUAGUUGCCCGAGUUGUGGUUACUUUUAAUGUAAAGGACUACUUUCUAGCCCUUUUGCCAAUUAGGGAAGCUACGGGGGCUGCCCACAUCCCCAACUAGCCAUUCAUAGAAGUGUAUUUGUUGUGAAGUUCUCAUCAUCAUCUAUUGUAUAGUCCAGGAGACAGUGACGAUUUUCGGUAUUUAUUUUCCCAGUCAGCAAGCACGAAUAGAGAAUUGUAGGAUUAGCAAUUCUAAGCAAAAUUCAUAUAUAUUUAGAGGGGGGCUCCGAUGGGCUGAGGCCGAAAAUGAGUCAAAACAUACGAGAACACGGCCCUUUUUUUCCAUUGAUAAAAAUAGUUUUAGUAGUAAGAGAUGUACUGAAGUUAAGUAAAAAAAUAGUCUGAUUAAUCUGUAUGGAUAAUAUAUUUGGCAAGUGCAUAAAAUACACUUUCAAACGAGUUAUGUACACAAUUAUUUCUACGACCACAAUUAUUUAAAGAAUGUUCCAGGUGUUUUGUAUAUUAAAGUGUACGCCUAGGACACAUAAAUAAAAUCUUAUAUCACA